CCGCAAAAUGCUGGACGGAGGCUUCGAAGGUGGGACUAUAAAAAGGACGUGUGAUGCUGUAAACGACGGGGACCAGGACGCCCCGAUAUCGAGAGAUACUCAGGGAGAGCAAGACAAUAGAACAUGACGGUCGACCACACCCCGCAGCCCAAGUGCCGGAUAUCCAAGACGUACCAGGGCUACGUAGCCCGUAUCGUCUUCCCCGAGCCAUCCACAUCCUCCCUCACCAACGCCCCACGAAAAGAUGCAACAAAACCCACCCUCCUCCCAAGCCCCAUCCUCAUCAUCGACACCUCCCUCUCCAUGUCCCACCACGCCGCCCGCCUCAUUCGUCAGAUCCUCUCCACAACAUUAACCCGACUGGGCUACCCAUCCACCACGGACGUGCACAUCCUCACCUUCGAAACCACCACACACCACUCGCUCCUCCUCCUGUUCUCCCUCCCAACCUUCCCACAUUUCGGCCAAGGCAGCACCUACAUGGCCCACGCGGUUGGAGGCGCAAGAGGGGUUGGGAUGGGUGUGCUUGUUGUGGAGGGGGCGAGGGUGCGGAGGUGGCCGUGGGAGGCUGUUGGGGACGCGGAGUGUAUGGUGAAGCCGGAGGGCGAGGAGGUUGUGUGGUUGGAUGCGGUACCCACGAGGAUGACCGUCGGGGGUGUGGAAGUAGCGGUGGAGGUUGCGGAUUCCGUCAUGGACCGCGCGGGGUACGAGAUGGCGUUGGGAAGACAGAUCGAGGCGUUCCUGCAGCGUGCGCGGGUGUUGAAGGUCGUCGACACCGAGGCGUCCCAGCAGCAGCUGCAGAAGAUGUUGGCCUAUUUCGACGAGUUGGACCGGGCGUGGUUCGCCAGCGAAGAGAAAAUGGCUGCCGAGAAGGAGAGUGAGAGGGGUGAGCAGCAGGUGAAGGAGCCAUUAACCCCCCUGGCGACCCGCUCGCAACGUCUCCGCCGCCUGCUCACCAAGACCAUCGGCAACCGCCUCGCAUCCGUCGUCAACGACACUCGCGUGGGUGCCAUGAACGCGGCCCAGCAAGCCGACUACCUACGCACCGUCAGCGUCACCAAGACCACAAAGGGGCUCGCCAAACGUGGCGCUACUUCCUCAUCGUCCUCCUCCACAUCAACAACCGCAUUCGACUUUGACACCAUCGCCCGCGCGGAAGUCCGCGCCAUGCACGCCCACAUCGCCUCCCUAUCCUCCAUCGACGACUCCCACCACGCCGUCUCCUUCUACUCCCGCGCAACCACCCUCGACGGCAUCCGCACCGUCGCCUCCCUCGCCGACGCCCCCGAAUGCCUCGACACAGCCACCACCCCGCAGAUCCUCGAACUCUUCAACAUCGUCGGCGUCCCCUGCGCCGCGCCCGUGGGGGACUACCCGGACCCAAUGACCUACCGCAUCCACGAGAUAUUCCCCGUGUGCAUGGUCAGUCUUGCCGACGUACUGACCUACAAUUUGGAGUCCGGCGGCGAGGACCUACCUGACACCCGCGACGAGCAAAAGAAUCGAUAA
Molecule: messenger RNA, 1509 nt
Organism: Fimicolochytrium jonesii
Lineage: Eukaryota; Fungi; Chytridiomycota; Chytridiomycetes; Spizellomycetales; Powellomycetaceae
Exons: 2
Coding region: 124-1509 (461 amino acids)
Source: RefSeq, a predicted model, not a curated record